GCUAAAUCAUGAUCACGGUGCGUAGAGCGUGACGUCACGCGAGAAGGCUCGAUGGAGGCUGAUCGUCGUACAUAAACAAGCGAGAAACAUUGAACACAAAUUAGCGAGAAACAUUGAACAUAAAUUAGCGAGAAAUAUUGAACACAAACAAGCGAGAAAGAUUUAACCGUCGGCCACUAAAGUGUGUUGCAAGUGCUUUAGCGAUGGAAGCUGCGUUGAAGAAGGAGUUGGGGAGCAGCAUGAUGAAGUGUGCAGGCCAGGCGGCGGGGGGCUGCAUCAGCCAGGGUCAGAGUUAUGACACCGACACCGGCAGAGUGUUCGUCAAGGUGAACCACAAGAGCCAGGCCAAAGUGAUGUUCGAAGGGGAAAUGGCCAGUUUGGAGGCCAUAUUAAAGACAGAAAGUGUCAAAGUCCCCAGACCCGUGAAGGUGUUGCAGUUGGAGACUGGAGGGUGUGCGUUUGUCAUGGAACACUUGGACAUGCAUGGUCUGAACAAAUAUUCAAAGCAACUUGGUGAUCAGCUGGCUGAUCUUCAUCUCCACAACAAGAGACAGCUGGAGAAAGUCAGCAAAGAGCAGCAGACAGUUGUGUUGUCUCUGUUAAUAGGGAAAGGAGCUGGUCAGUAUGUGGACAGAUUUGGGUUCUGUAGCCCCACGUGCUGUGGAUACAUCGCACAGGAAAAUGAAUGGCAGGAUGACUGGGUGACAUUUUUUACACGGCAGAGGCUUCAGUCGCAGUUGAAGCUGCUGGAGGAAUCUAAGGGCGACAGAGAAGCCAGAGAGCUCUGGGCACAGCUUCAGCUGAAGAUGCCGCAGUUUUUCAAAGAGAUGGAGAUUGUCCCCGCUCUCCUCCACGGGGACCUGUGGGGAGGCAACGUGGCAGAAUCGGGCGACGGGCCGGUCAUCUUCGACCCCGCUUCCUUCUACGGCCAUUCAGAGUAUGAGUUGGCCAUCUCUGGUAUGUUUGGAGGGUUUAACGAUUCCUUCUAUUCCGCUUACCACCAUAAAAUACCCAAGACGGCUGGCUUUGCAAGGAGGAACCAGCUUUAUCAACUUUUUCACUACCUGAACCACUGGAACCACUUUGGCGGGGGCUACAGAGGUUCAUCAAUCGGUGUGAUGAAGGACUUGCUGAAAUAACUGCGCUCAGUCUGGAACAUGCUGACCAAACAAUGUGACGCAACACACACUUCCAGUCCUUUCAUUACAGCACGGCCGAAAAGCAGUAGGAAGAAGCGGAGCUUAUUUAAUCCGACCCAUUUUCAUACCACAGCAAUUUUAUCCCAUUUCCUUCUUCUCUGUAACAGAACAGUGAGUAAAUAAAUAAUAUACUUUAGUAAACAUACAAAUAUUAAAUACAUAAAUAAUCUUUGUCUCAAUAAAAAAAAAAGAGUUCAAGAUCCAUCCAUCCAUUUUCUACCGCUUAUCCCCUUUUGGGGUCGCGGGGGGCGCUGGCGCCUAUCUCAGCUACAAUCGGGCGGAAGGCGGGGUACACCCUGGACAAGUCGCCACCUCAUCGCAAGGCCAACACAGAUAGACAGACAACAUUCACACUCACAUUCACACACUAGGGCCCAUUUAGUGUUGCCAAUCAACCUAUCCCCAGGUGCAUGUCUUUGUAGGUGGGAGGAAUUCGGAGUACCCGGAGGGAACCCACGCAUUCACGAGGAGAACAUGCAAACUCCACACAGAAAGAUCCAGAGCCUGGAUUUGAACCCAGGACUGCAGGACCUUCGUAUUGUGAUGCAGACGCACUAACCCCUCUGCCACCGUGAAGCCCAUAUAUAUAUAUAUAUAUAUAUAUAUAUACACAGUGAGAGUAAAAAGUAUUUGAUCCCUUGCUGAAUAUAUAUGUGAAGUGAAUUAUAUUUAUAUAGCGCUUUUCUCUAGUGACUCAAAGCGCUUUACAUAGUGAAACCCAAUAUCUAAGUUACAUUUAAACCAGUGUGGGUGGCACUGGGAGCAGGUGAGUAAAGUGUCUUGCCCAAGGACACAACGGCAGUGACCAGGAUGGCGGAAGCGGGACUCGAACCUGCAACCCUAAAGUUGCUGGCACGGCCGCUCUACCAACUGAGCUAUACCAUCCAUGAGUGGGGAACCUUUCGGAUCUUCGAUUUAUUGAUUGAUACUUUUAUUAGUAGAUUGCACAGUACAGUACAUAUUCCCUACAAUUGAGCACUAAAUGGUAACACCCCAAUAAGUUUGUCAACUUGUUUAAGUCGGGGUCCACGUCAAAUCAAUUCCUGGUAAAUUCAUCUCAAAUAUAUUUAGUAAGAUUUUAUUCAACUUUUCACUGUGAUUACUCA
Messenger RNA from Nerophis ophidion (straightnose pipefish), 2305 nucleotides. RefSeq names its product fructosamine 3 kinase related protein (gene fn3krp). The coding region runs from base 204 to 1139 and encodes 311 amino acids. The transcript has 6 exons. NCBI's taxonomy places the organism in Eukaryota, Metazoa, Chordata, Actinopteri, Syngnathiformes, Syngnathidae. The record is from RefSeq and is a predicted model, not a curated record.